GUAAAAUAACAACUGUAACCAAUUCUAAACUCUUUGUACCCAGUUUGAAAACACAAAACCAACAAUCAAUGUGUCACACAAAAAUACAUUCCAGCAAUGAUGUACCCCUCGAACCAGCUCUCGAUCCCGCGGGUCGAGAUCGAUUUCGACACUCCCCAGCGAGAUCGAUUCCUUCGGGACCAAUAUUCGACCGGGCAGCACCGUAGUAGCUACACGGUGCUGGGUCGAGGGAGCUACGGUGUGGUUAUCAAAGCUCGCUACCGGGGCAAACCCGUUGCUGUGAAAAUUGUAGAGAAAAAUCGGCGUCACCAUCGAAGCAAGAUCGAUUCGCUUAGAAACGAGGGCAAUGUGCUUAAGUUGCGCCAUGAGAACAUUGUUCGGGUGCUGAAGAUAAUUUCUGGAGCUCAGUACGGAUUGGUCAUCAUGGAACGUUUUGACGGUCAUUGCCUGCAAAGUGUGCUGAAUGAAAACUACGAAAUCGGAACCCACCAUCGGUUGUUAAUUCUCUGCGACAUCAUCAACGGCUUAUGCUUCUGCCACCGCCAUCGCAUUGUUCAUCUGGACGUUAAACCGCAAAACGUCAUCAUAUGCCUGUUGGUUCCGGAGGCACCUUCCUCGAUGGUAGGAAUACCCACCGGUUCACCCCGGGUCCGUAAUUAUUUGUGCAAGCUGUGCGAUUUCGGAUGUUCUCAGCUGCUGGAUGCUAAACGUGGAAACAACCUACAGAACAUCAACAACAACAACAAGGGCACCAUCCGGUACAUGGCACCAGAACUUUUGCGUGGAGUCGGUCCGAUUGCGGAAGCUGCCGAUGUUUACUCGUUCGGGGUUACCAUGUGGCAACUGGCCGAACUUAAAGAUCCGUACGAUUCUAUCACCUCGAAUGAAGCGGUUGCCUAUAAUGUGGUUAAAAAGCGACUGCGUCCUGAUAGUGUAACUACGGCUGAGAUUCUACGAUCUGAACCGGUUGAGGUGCCGUCGAGGAAGAAUUCGCUCCUGGGGGUUGGUUGCUUUAGAACGCGAAAGCGCAGUGACAAUUCGCUGGAAGUGGGAGAGAGAAAAACGAAUGGCCAUUGUUAUUUGAGCUAUCACAGUAGCAUUCUGAUGUCCUCGAAUGCUUCCAAUGGACCGAAUCCAGCUGUAGACUUCACGACCGAAGUUAUGGAUGAGGUCCUGCAGGAACCAGGCCUUGAUUUGGUGGAGCACCAAGUGGUUCCCGAUUCUGAUGGCGUUGAUGAAUUGAUGGUAGAUUCGGAAAAUGGUGCCCUUUCACUUGAAAAGCUGAACAAAUUGUUCACCGAUACAAUCAGCGGGAUAGAUCCAACAGAUCAGAAUUUCAUCCGUCAGGAGUAUCGUAACUUGUACAGCAAAUGCUGGCAGCACGAGGCUUCAGCACGCCCGGUUGCCAGCGAUGUGAGAUCUUCCUUACACAGCAUGUUGAAACGAAUAGUUUGUUGUAAAUAGUCGUGGCCAUUCAUUAGAUGUAUAGUAAGUGUAUGUUUUUAAUGUGUUGUUAGGCAGAUGCAAAUUCUGCAAAUUUUAAACUGUGUUUUACCGCCAAUUUACGUUAGUAGAUUACCAAUGUUUUUAAGUAGGAUUAGGAUUCCUAGAUUAGGAAGUUUCGUUUUAAUUGUAAAAAUAAUUUCAAUUAUUUUAAAGUUUCGCAAUUGAUGGAAACUCGAGAGAAAG
Uranotaenia lowii is the source of this 1689-nucleotide messenger RNA. It is a transcript of the gene Mos, whose product is annotated as death-associated protein kinase 3. Gene Ontology annotation, biological process: protein phosphorylation. The record is from RefSeq and is a predicted model, not a curated record. The transcript is spliced from 3 exons. Gene Ontology annotation, molecular function: protein kinase activity; ATP binding. The coding region runs from base 97 to 1464 and encodes 455 amino acids. NCBI's taxonomy places the organism in Eukaryota, Metazoa, Arthropoda, Insecta, Diptera, Culicidae.